AUGUGCCGACUCUACCUGUACACCACACUCAAGAUCAACGAAAUACUGGCUGUCGUUUAUCAUACCCAGAACGUGGAAAACUCCCCAGGCAAAGACUCGGCUCAGAAGAAGCUCAAGGAGCUUCUUGACAAGGAAUAUCGAUGGCUUAAGCCAGCUGACGAGAGCGACAUGUCCAGACGAUACACUCAACUAGUCCAGUCACCAACCAGAUCAAACCCUCAGAUUAGCUCGAUCAUGACCCGCCCAAGCUCUCGUUCAGACCCUCCUCCGUAUUCGACCAACUCUUCACCCGCGCCCAUCAAGUCCGAAAGGGAGGUUCACUCUGCAACUCUUGAGAACAUGCCUGAAUAUUCCUGGAGCCACAGUAGCACACCAAACCUGGUGCUGGGUUCUCCCUCGGCAAAUUUAUCUGUUCCUGGAGCGGGCUCGUUCAACCGACUGCUUCCUGACUACUCUGAAUCUUAUGUCGACUCCGUCCGAAAGCUUGUCAAAAGAUACACUGCACCUCUUGGGACAUCGAUGUUGGAGCGAAUGGUACCUGAGUCAACUGUGUGGUAUAACGACGUUGAUGCACCAUCUUGUCAACCCGGUCGGCCAUUUCCACUUCCGGGGGAUUUCCUCACUCUCGAUGUGCAACUCCAACAGCAGGGGCAUUGCUUCCCGCAAUCCCAAGAGCACAACUACCGAUGGUGCCUAUGUCACAUUGUCGCGGAGAUUUCAGAGCGGUCUUGGGUCAUUCCUCAAGGUCCCACCCCGUUCGCACAUCAGUUGCUGACUGCUGGGUUACCGCCUUCCCAGGUAGGGUACCGGGACGCUUAUGGAAACACUGCCUUGCACUUUCUCGCUGCGAGAGGAUUUCUCGAUCCUUUGCUUAAUGCUCUCAAUGCUCAGCCUGUGUCGGCUGUGGCCAACGCCAAGAAUAGCGCUGGGCAGACCUUUGCGCAUGUGCUCCCUCCAUCGCUGCUGGGGGAUCUGGACGCGACCUGCCGACUGCUAGAUUUCCUUCUUAGCAAAGUAUUUCCUGAUGGUCAGAGGUUCAAUAUUGGUGCUCGCGAUGACUAUGGCCGGACCAUUUUUCACCUGCUGUUAUCUAUGGACCUUUCGAGAAAUGCGUUGCAGUUUCUUUUGCAGCGGUAUGGCGGAGUGUUCCAUGCCCCGAGAGACGCAUUCAACCUUAUGCUCGUCGGCCAGGAACCCAUUCCUUAUGACCCUUCGCACGAUGCAACUUCCCAUCGCUCGAGCCCAGAGUCGUCUGAUUCCGAGAAAGAGAUAUCCCUUGGUGCCGAGCCUUACUACAAGGAAGCCCGUCUUUUAGAAUUGGCUCGGAAGGCUUUGGACGACCCAAAGAAGGAAGACUCGGAAGGCCGAAAUGGGCUCCAUUGUCUUGCGAUGGCAUCGCUUAGCAAGGCCACCGCCGUCAACAAAGCUGAGCAGAGCAACCGAAAUUCCCCGCCACGUCUAAGGAGAAGGGUCCAAACAGUACAUGGGAUUAUUGACUCGUCGAUUGACCGACUCAAUCUCCGACAUAGACUAGUGGAUGAGCUGCUGAGCAGCGGUGUCGAUCCGAACCAUUACGACAGCAAUGGGAACACGCCACUUAUGGCAUUCACUGCCGAAUUGCCUGAAGACGAUGAUUACAAAACCGGGCCUAUGAUACUAGAUCUGCUCUUGAAAAAAGGCGCCGACGUCAAUGCCCGAAACAGGGGUGGAGAGACCGCGCUGCAUAUCGCUGUGCGAUGUGGACGGAAGCUUGCUGCAAGGGCCUUGAUCGAGCACGGAGCCAACGUGCACGCCCGGGAUGCUGCGGGGAGGAGCGUUCUCAUGGUUGCUGACGUGAAGAUGAAGAGCGCUCGGGAGGAUGACGCCAAGGAGUAUGCGCACUUGGAAGCCUGCCGCGCCUAUCUGAGUGGCAAGGCGGGGGCUGUACAGGAACCAACCGUGCUCCAGGAAUGGGGAUCCCGGUCGAUGUGA
Messenger RNA from Clonostachys byssicola, 1971 nucleotides. NCBI's taxonomy places the organism in Eukaryota, Fungi, Ascomycota, Sordariomycetes, Hypocreales, Bionectriaceae. The record is from the annotation of a GenBank genome assembly.